AAUUGCGCACUCACUCACCUUCUCCUAAAACGACACCAACGCUGCUGCCUCUAUCCUCUCUCCUUCUCUGAGCGCCACUACGUCUCCGGCCGUUCUCUCUGGCAACACAUCUCACUAUUUGAAGAACUCAUCUUUUACCUUCUCUAUCUCUCAAACCCCACGCCGAUUUCAUCUUUUUAUUCUUCAUCAACUUCCUUACCAAACCGAGUCUUUGGUUUAGCACUUUUGUUACCAUUAAUUCCAGCUAUAGCUUGGGUUCUUUAUAACAUUUUUCAACCAGCACUUAACCAAAUCAACCGAAUGCGUAACGAUAAAGGGGUUAUCAUUGGUUUGGGUCUUGGUGGAUUAACAGCUUCUUCAGGGUUUUUGUCACCACAAGAUGCAAUGGCUAGUGAAAUAGCUGCAAUUGCUGAAGCUGGUAGUAGUGAUAAUAGGGGUCAGCUUCUGUUGUUUGUGGUAGCACCAGCUAUUCUUUGGGUUCUUUACAAUAUUUUGCAGCCUGCUCUUAAUCAAAUCAACAGAAUGAGAUCAGAUUGAAACUUUUCUUUAUAUAUAAAAUAAAAAUUAGAUUUUUAUUUUUGUUGUUGCUGUGUGAUAUAUAUCAUUCAAUUCUCUUGUAACUUGUAUCUAAAGCUAUGUCUGUUUUUUGUUAGUUUUAUGUCUGGCCCUUCUUUUUUAUUUUAAUAAUUUCCUAUGUUUUGUUGUAAACUGUGAUUCUUUAAAAAAUAUACAUUGAAAUAAAUCAUACAAUUUACAUUUAUAUUCUCUAUUAGUAAAAACAAGCCAUAGUGCAUUUAGUAAAAGAAGAAGUUGUUAUAUAAAAUGGGAAGGAGGGAGUAUAAUAAAAGAAGAUUUUAAUUUCUUAAUCCCUAAUUAUUCUCUUUAGUGCCGUGCGACUGCUUCUACAAUCAGAGUUUAUCUCUUCUUCUUUCUAUCGCCGCGCCGCCCCUUCGCAGUUCUUAG
Messenger RNA from Trifolium pratense (red clover), 963 nucleotides. RefSeq names its product photosystem II core complex proteins psbY, chloroplastic-like. Gene Ontology annotation, biological process: photosynthesis; cell redox homeostasis. Lineage: Eukaryota; Viridiplantae; Streptophyta; Magnoliopsida; Fabales; Fabaceae. Gene Ontology annotation, cellular component: photosystem II; membrane; chloroplast thylakoid. The transcript has 3 exons. The annotation marks the transcript as partial. Gene Ontology annotation, molecular function: manganese ion binding. The record is from RefSeq and is a predicted model, not a curated record.